Messenger RNA from Musa acuminata AAA Group (dessert banana), 2610 nucleotides. Its product is annotated as dihydrofolate reductase-like. Lineage: Eukaryota; Viridiplantae; Streptophyta; Magnoliopsida; Zingiberales; Musaceae. The coding region runs from base 1496 to 2221 and encodes 241 amino acids. The record is from RefSeq and is a predicted model, not a curated record. The transcript has 7 exons.
CACUAUAAGAAGCUCAAGAAGACUGUUCGAUCUCCCGGUAUUACUCCCGCGCCUUGUUAUUGUUGUGUUUGCCUUCUCAUUCCAAGCAACAACAAGAGAAGAGAGAAGAUAUCACAGCAAGGUACGAUGAAAGGAAAAGAAGGUCCAUCUUCUUCGCCACUUGCGGCAGUUGCCUGCUGCAUGUGCGGCGAUCCCGGGAUAUCUGAUGAGCUUUUUCGGUGCAAAAUCUGCCAUUUUAGACUUCAGCACAAAUACUGCAGCAAUCUCUACCCAAAAAUCAAGCAUUACAGCUCUUGCAAUUGGUGCUUAAGAGAGGGAGGAGGGAACUCUGCUGUUCAAGAAUCCACCAUGGAUCAAAGCCAUUCUCUCUCGUCCUCCUCUGAUCUUGCAGCUGGUGCAGGUUUCGGAGUUAAGGUCCAUCGAGAUGUCUCUGCAACACAUCUCAAGACUCUCAACAAGACUGUCAAGAAACGCCGAACGACUGCGAGGCUGUCACCGCCGGCUGUGAUUGAGAAAUCGCAAUCAGACUUGCCCUCGUUGAGUUCCAGCAGACCGAAGCAAGCCUUUAGAAGUAAGGUUAGGAAGUUUAAGCUUUUGGAAGAGGUAUGCAGCUAAACAUAUACAGCUACUCAUGUACAUGUGCACUACCUGGAAGCUCCAUACCAUCCUGGUUUUCUUCCGGUUGAGAGACAUAGAAAGAGGAUUGUAAAACACAAGUUCUGCGAGUCACUGAUGACCUAUACAUAAAUAUUAUGGCAAUGGUAACACUACUGUUGUAAUGAGGCUUUGCUGAGGAAGAACUACUCUCUUUACUGAACUCUAAUAUUUAGGGAGUCUAAUUUAGAUUGGAAACAUACAUGUGUGUUGAGGUCGUUGAGGAUUGACCACUCCAGGUGUCGAAUGGGCCAACAUUUGAAAUGGCCAAUGUGGAAACAAUGCAGGUCAUGUUACAGUGGGCUUCAUGGAGCGACAUACAUUGGAAACCCAAUUCCAGAGAUGGUCCGGCCAUUUGAGGAUGGCCGCCUGUCGAAGGUUUAUUGUUUUCCCUCCUCAACUACCUACCUCGCGGUUCGAUGUCUGGAAGGUGUGGGUCCCGCUAGAAACCCCAGUGAUAGGCGUCGGAAACAAGGUUGGUGGCUGCGACGCCCGAACGGAACGGUCGUUCUGCUUCACCAUCGUGGAGCGCCCGGCACCUCCAGGUGCGUGAUUUAGACGAUGUUUCGCGGAAUAACCAGCUCUUAAGCUGUACCCACCGCUUUACCGAUGCCUUGCCCGGCUCGGUUUUGUUCUUUGAACCGACAACCAGGAGAUCUCAUUGGACGUUCAUUGUGUUAACAAUACUCCGCGGAGCAUUCGAACUCCGACACCAUAUAAAACUAACCCUCACUUCUCCUCUUCCGACUCGGAACGAAAGGCAGAGUUCUCCCGCUUUAACGGAGCGAGAAACGGGAAGGGCAGCAAGGGAAUAUUCCGUUGUGUUGUUGUCAGGUCUGCGAUGGGGAGCCUAGCGGAAGCGGACGAGGGCAUCAACCAUCCCCGGAGGCGACCGAGGUUCCUAUGCCUCCACGGCUUCCGCACCAGCGGGGCGAUCAUGCGGACGCAGGUGGUGGGGAAGUGGCCGGAAGAGGUCACCGCUCGUUUGGACCUUGUCUUCCCAGACGCGCCCUUCCCCGCCGAGGGCAAGUCUGACGUCGAAGGCAUCUUCUCUCCUCCCUACUACGAGUGGUUCCAGUUCGAUAAGGAUUUCAUGGAGUACACGAACUUAGAUGAAUGCUUCGCGUACAUCGAGGACCUCAUGAUCCAACACGGACCGUUCGAUGGCCUGAUGGGCUUCUCCCAAGGUGCGAUUCUCUCGGCGGCACUUGUAGGUCUUCAAUCUAAGGGUAUCGCGUUGACGAGGGUGCCGAAGGUGAAGUAUCUGAUAAUAAUUGGAGGGGCGAAGUUCCAGUCACAGCCGGUGGCCGAGAGGGCUUACGCGGCUGCUAUCGAUUGCACAUCGCUCCACUUCUUAGGUGACAUGGACUUUUUGAAAAAGCAUGGUGAAGUACUAUUGGAGUCUUUUGUAAAGCCAUAUGUCAUCCGGCAUCCCAGGGGUCAUACUGUCCCCAGGCUUGAUGAUAAAAGUCUGGAGACAAUGCAUGAUUUUCUUCAGAAGAUUGAAAAUGAUUUGCCCUCUGAUGAAACAUCAAAUGACAAACAUGACGAAGUUUAUAUGAGUUAAGACCCUCAUAUCUUGUUUUCUCCGCAAUUCUUGGUAUUCUGAAUCAAGCAUCUGUCUAGUUGUAUUCAGAGAACAGGUGAUAUGCAUCAGCAAGUUUGAAUUUUAGCGGAAACAUUUUCUUCUCUCCUUACUAGGAGUUUCUCAUUUACAACUCUGUAUGUACGACGGUGACAAGCAGAAGUUUAAUCAGCUGUGAAACACCUGUCUGAAUAGGGUGAUAGCAAAAGGUUCCUUUUUGCUGUAGACAAGAUCAUAUAAUGGUGAAGUCCAAUAAUCUGAUACUUUCUACUCAAUAAAUUUCAUUGUAGACAUGUACUGGGCCAUUUGAAAUGGCAAGUAACUUUUUUUAUGUCAAGUUAUUGAAGUCAAGCGAAUGUCCAUAGAUUGAA